UGAGGAAAUCAGCUGGGGAAACAACAACAGAAAAGGAGGUGACUCAGACCAGACAUAUAUUUAGUCCGGUCAUGUUUACAUUUGUUUUGUACAAAGCGCUACGAUUAUAAAUAACAACAGCAUCUUAUCAGGUCUGCAGCAGCGAGUGUGUAUUUGCUGAGGUCUGAGAGACGCUGGAUUACAGAGGCAGCGAGGGGAAGUGAAAGGUAGAGGAUGUUACAGGGCAGAGGUCCUGCAUUUAUAUGAGCUCUGUGACAAACAGCUGGACCACUGCGACCACCUCUGCAUUCUCCACGUGUAUUUGUCCGGUUUCACAGACCGGCUAAUCCCCCAGCAGAGUGGCAUGUGGGUCAACUCCGGAACCGUCGGAAGGGCCCUCUCCAUGGAUAUAGACACAGACUAUGAGCGGCCCAAUGUGGAAACCAUAAAAUGUGUGGUGGUAGGGGAUAAUGCAGUAGGCAAGACCAGGCUAAUCUGUGCCCGGGCCUGCAAUGCCACCCUCACACAGUAUCAGCUGCUUGCCACCCACGUGCCAACCGUCUGGGCCAUCGACCAGUACCGUGUAUGCCAGGAGGUGUUGGAGAGAUCUCGUGAUGUAGUGGAUGAAGUCAGUGUGUCCCUGAGGCUGUGGGACACAUUUGGGGAUCAUCACAAAGACAGAAGAUUUGCCUAUGGCAGGUCUGAUGUUGUUGUGCUUUGCUUCUCUCUGGCAAAUCCCAAUUCCCUGCGCCAUGUACGCACCAUGUGGUUCCCGGAGAUCAAGCACUUUUGUCCCCGGACACCCAUCAUUCUGGUUGGCUGCCAGCUGGAUCUGCGCUAUGCCGACCUGGAUGCAGUUAACCGUGCACGACGACCACUAGCCAAACCGAUCAAACCUACUGAUAUCCUUCCACCGGAGAGAGGCCAUGAAGUGGCAAAGGAACUUGGGAUUCCUUACUUUGAGACCAGCAUCGUUGCCCAGUUUGGAGUCAAAGAUGUUUUUGACAAUGCCAUCCGAGCCGCCCUCAUCUCCCGUCGUCACCUGCAGUUCUGGAAGUCCCACCUGAAAAGGGUCCAGAGGCCUCUCCUCCAGGCCCCCUUCCUGCCUCCCCGCCCACCUCGCCCCAUCGUGGGCAUCCCAGACCCCCCUCCCACAGAUGGCGAAGGCCCAGAUUCCCUUUUCUGCCAGCCACUGUGUACAGAUGUUCUUUUUCUUCUGCAUGGUGGUGCCACUCGCGUAUUUGCACACAAAGUAUAUCUGGCUACUUCCUGCUCAAAGUUUAAUGACCUCUUUACUCUUGAUCUUGGUGGAUCCUGCAUGGUGUCACAGGGGGAGGAGCAGGAGAGGAAGGACAACUUGGAGAGUGGGGAGGAAGAUGAACAGAGCAGGAGAGGAGCUAAGGAGCAAGCUGGGCGCACCAAGAGCCUGGACAUUGAUAAAGACGGGGCUGAUGGAGGGGUUCGCGGCCUGAAUCGCCCCCAGCUGCUGCAGCAGGGCUCUCUGAGGACUUCCCAGAGUGAUAAUGCACUCCCCUCUCGAGCCCACUACUCCCUGGGAGCACUAGGGACUGGCCGUGCACUUUCAGGAUGGGGAAGGGGGUUCCUGAGUGUGUGUCUGGAGCAUGUUGAUGAUCCCAUGACUGGACAACCACGACUCAUGACUGUGGUAGCCAUGGAUGCGCUUAUACAGGAAGAACCAUUCAAGGCAGUGCUUCAGUACCUGUACACAGGCAGUCUGGAUGAGGGCAGGGGGGAUCUGAUGCAGAUAGCCACCAUCGCAGAGCUGCUUGAGGUGUUUGACCUCCGGAUGAUGGUUGCCAAUGUUCUCAACAGAGAGAGCUUCAUGAACCAGGAGAUUACCAAGGCGUUCCACGUCCGCAGAGCCAACCGUAUCAAGGAGUGUCUCAAUAAAGGGACCUUUGCUGAUGUGGUGUUCCGCCUGGAUGAUGGCUACCUCCCGGCUCACAAGCCCCUGCUCAUCUCCAGCUGCAACUGGAUGGCUGCCAUGUUCCGUGGCUCUUUCAUGGAAAGCUACAUUGAGGAGGUCUCCAUCCCUAACACCAGCGAAGCCUGUAUGCGUGGGGUGUUGGAGUUCCUGUACUGCAGUCUGCUGACACCCUCUCCUGGGCUGGAGCCCAUGGAGCUCAUUAUUCUCGCCAACCGUCUCUGUUUGCCCCGCCUUGUCGCCCUCACAGUUAUAGUUUAG
Messenger RNA from Notothenia coriiceps (black rockcod), 2185 nucleotides. It is a transcript of the gene rhobtb4, whose product is annotated as Rho related BTB domain containing 4. Gene Ontology annotation, biological process: small GTPase-mediated signal transduction. Gene Ontology annotation, molecular function: protein binding; GTPase activity; GTP binding. Lineage: Eukaryota; Metazoa; Chordata; Actinopteri; Perciformes; Nototheniidae. The record is from RefSeq and is a predicted model, not a curated record. The transcript has 9 exons. Bases 344 to 2185 code for a protein of 613 amino acids.